Messenger RNA from Calliphora vicina (urban bluebottle blowfly), 4733 nucleotides. It is a transcript of the gene ATP7, whose product is annotated as copper-transporting ATPase 1. The record is from RefSeq and is a predicted model, not a curated record. NCBI's taxonomy places the organism in Eukaryota, Metazoa, Arthropoda, Insecta, Diptera, Calliphoridae. Gene Ontology annotation, cellular component: trans-Golgi network; plasma membrane. Gene Ontology annotation, molecular function: P-type divalent copper transporter activity; copper ion binding; ATP hydrolysis activity. Gene Ontology annotation, biological process: intracellular copper ion homeostasis; copper ion export; copper ion import. The transcript is spliced from 4 exons. Bases 343 to 4161 code for a protein of 1272 amino acids.
UUAUUCAGUCCAAAGAGCAAGGAACGGGAAUUUUUUUUUUGGAAACGGUAGUGAGGUGUAGCUGCUCUUAAUGGUGGGCAAUAAAAAAAAUUAGAUAUUUUCCUUUUGAAAAAUGAUUAAAAUUAAUUAAUAGAGUGAAACUUAUAAAUUGCCAUUAAUUUAAACAAAUUUUAAGUGAAAAAAAUUAAAAUAAAAACCCAAAUAUUACAAAAAAUAAAUAGAUUAAGAAAGGUGAUAUAAAAACGAGAAAGAAAAAGGAAAAAAUUAAAAUUAUAAAAGCAAUGCACUGUGAACAAAGUAGACGAUAAGACAAGCAAUACAGCAAAAACAACAACAAAAACAAUGGAGCAACAAAUGCCUUUCACUACCACAGCGAAGCAUAAUGAAGAAAACCUAGUGGAACUGGAUACAUUGGGCAUAAUGAACAAUGCGAAUACGCACAAAGAAAUACGACUGCCUAUUAUAGGCAUGACAUGUCAAAGUUGUGUAAGAAACAUUGAGGGCAAUAUUGCCACAAAACCAGGUAUUAUCACAUGCAGGGUGGAGCUGGCCGAAAAUGCUGGCUACUUUACCUACGAUAGCUCACAAACAACUCCCUCAAAAAUUGCCUACGAAAUUGACGAAAUGGGCUUUGAAUGCUCAUACGAUGAAAAUGUAAAUAAUGGACAAACACAACAAACAAAUGGUGAAGCUUAUGACAAAUGUCUGGUGAGGAUUAUUGGCAUGACCUGUCAAAGUUGUGUGAAAAAUAUCGAGGGUAAUAUAGGCAGCAAACCGGGCAUCAAGUCAAUCAAGGUUAGUUUGGAAGACAAACAGGCUGAAGUGGAAUUUGAGCCAGCCAUAUUGAAAGCCCAAGAGGUGGCCGAAAUGAUUGAUGAUAUGGGUUUCGAGGCAAGUGUGUUGGAUAAUAACUCUAGUACAAAUUCUGCCAAAAAUAGUCCCAAAGUAGCAAACAAGCAAAAGUCUUUAACUCCUCUCACCUCACCCAAAAAACCGAAUUCAGCCAAUGGCCAUGCCACUGCAUUGGCCAUUGAGGAUGAGCUGUUAUCCAAGUGUUUUCUGCACAUACGUGGUAUGACUUGUGCCAGUUGUGUGGCUACCAUAGAAAGACAUUGCCGCAAAAUCUAUGGCAUAGACAGUGUAUUGGUGGCAUUAUUGGCUGCCAAGGCGGAAGUUAAAUACAAUGCAAAUGUCAUUACACCCGAAAGUAUAGCUAAAUCGAUAACAGAAUUGGGUUUUCCCUCGGAGCUGCUAGAAGAACCCAAUAGUGGUGAGGCUGAGGUAGAGAUAGAAAUUAAGGGCAUGACUUGUGCUUCCUGCGUUAAUAAAAUCGAGACUCAUGUGGGUAAACUGAAAGGUGUGACGGCUGCCACGGUUACUUUAUUAACAAAAAGGGGCAAAUUCCGCUACAAUACCGAACUCACUGGACCCCGCAACAUAUGUGAAGCCAUCGAACAAUUGGGCUUUGAAGCCCAUCUACUUUCCGGCAAAGACAAAAUGGCCCACAGUUACUUAGAGCACAAAGAGGAGAUACGCAAAUGGCGUACCGCCUUUCUUAUUUCUCUCAUCUUUGGUGGACCCUGUAUGAUUGCCAUGAUCUAUUUUAUGGCUGAAAUGGGCAAAAGAGGACAUGCCAAUAUGUGUUGCAUAGUGCCGGGACUGUCGAUGGAAAAUCUGGUCAUGUUUUUACUCUCCACACCGGUGCAGUUCUUUGGUGGUUGGCAUUUCUAUGUACAGUCCUACAAGGCCAUAAAACAUGGCACCACCAACAUGGAUGUGUUAAUUUCCAUGGUGACUACCAUCUCUUAUAUUUACUCGGUGGCAGUGGUUAUAGCGGCCAUAUUAAUGGAACAAAACUCUUCGCCAUUGACAUUUUUCGAUACACCACCCAUGUUGCUGAUAUUCAUAUCACUGGGCAGAUGGUUGGAGCACAUAGCCAAGGGUAAAACUUCAGAGGCUUUGUCCAAGCUGUUGUCUUUGAAGGCGGCCGAAGCGGUUUUGGUGGAAAUCUCUAAGGAUUUUGAAAUCACUUCGGAAAAAGUGAUUUCUGUGGAUUAUGUACAACGCGGAGAUGUUUUGAAGGUUAUACCGGGCGCCAAAGUGCCAGUGGAUGGCAAGGUUUUAUAUGGCCACUCAACCUGCGAUGAAUCGCUGAUUACCGGCGAAUCUAUGCCGGUGGCUAAACGCAAAGGUGCUGUAGUUAUAGGUGGCUCCAUCAACCAAAAUGGUGUACUUUUAAUAUCAGCCACUCAUACUGGUGAGAAUACUACACUGGCUCAAAUAGUGCGCUUGGUGGAGGAGGCUCAAACCUCUAAAGCCCCCAUACAACAGUUGGCCGAUAAAAUUGCGGGCUAUUUUGUGCCAUUUGUGGUGGUAGUCUCAAGUGUGACUCUGAUAGGCUGGAUAAUAGCGGGUUUCAUAGACCCUGGCUUGGUGCCAGUAGCCAUGGAACACAAGGCCCACAUGGACACAAACACCAUAGUGGUGAGCUAUGCAUUUAAGUGUGCUUUAAGCGUUUUGGCUAUAGCCUGUCCCUGUGCUUUGGGUUUGGCUACACCCACGGCCGUAAUGGUGGCUACUGGUACGGGAGCCAUAAAUGGUAUUUUGGUAAAAGGAGCCACUGCCUUGGAAAAUGCUCAUAAGGUUAAAACUGUGGUCUUUGAUAAAACGGGCACUAUUACCUAUGGCACCCCCAUGACUUCAAAGGUCAUUAUGUUUGUCAAGCCUGCGGUGUGCAGUUUAGCUAGAGCUCUCACUAUUGUAGGAGCUGCUGAAGCCAAUAGUGAACAUCCCAUAGCCUCGGCCAUUGUACGAUUUUCCAGGGAAAUGUUGUCUCAAGAAUCUUUGGGUAAAACUGAAAAUUUCCAGGCUGUUCCUGGCUGUGGUAUUAAAGUUAUGGUCUCUCAUUAUGAUACGGCCUUAAGACAAGCUUGCAAUGCUGAAAAAAUCAUUAAUUUCGAAAAUAGUUAUCGUUCACAUGGCCAUAAUCUACAACAGGCUCCCAUCCAACUGGAAAAUGGUGUUUCCAUUACUGAACUUAUAACCGAUACAGAUGAAACUCAACGUAAACUAGCCGCUCAGCAACAGCAACAUUUACAACUGCUACAAUUAGAUGAUAACUCCUCUAACACUGACAAUGUGGGUGAUGUUAAUGCUAUCUUGGCUAAUGAAAUCAAUGUACUUAUCGGUAAUCGCGAAUGGAUGCUGCGUAAUGCCAUUAAUGUUUCCAGUGAAAUCAAUAGUGCCAUGACUGAGGAGGAAUCCAAAGGUCAUACGGCUGUAUUGUGUGCUUUGAAUGGUCAGCUGGUGUGUAUGUUUGCUGUGUCGGAUAUGGUAAAGCCAGAGGCUCAUUUGGCGGUUUACACUUUAAAGAAAAUGGGCAUUGAAGUUAUAUUGCUGACGGGAGAUAAUAAGAAUACAGCAGCUAGUAUAGCCAGAGAGGUGGGCAUAACCCGUGUCUUUGCUGAAGUUUUGCCCUCACACAAGGUGGCCAAAAUCCAGAGCUUACAAGAGUCUGGCAAACGUGUGGCCAUGGUGGGUGAUGGUGUCAAUGACAGUCCUGCUUUGGCACAAGCCGAUGUUGGUAUUGCUAUAGCGGCCGGCACAGAUGUGGCUGCUGAAGCGGCCGAUGUGGUGCUCAUGCGUAAUGAUCUCUUAGAUGUGGUGGCCUGUCUAGAUUUGUCGCGUAAAACUGUAAAGCGCAUACGAUACAACUUCCUCUUUGCCAGUAUGUACAAUCUUUUGGGUAUACCCUUGGCCUCUGGUAUAUUCGCUCCCUUCGGCAUAACCCUACAGCCCUGGAUGGCUUCUGUGGCCAUGGCGGCCAGUUCGGUGUCGGUGGUGUGCUCUUCGCUGCUACUGAAAUUCUAUCGCAAACCCAAUGCGACCUCUUUACGCACGGCUGAAUAUAUGCAAUAUGUGGCCACCUCUAAAGAACGUGAACCAGAUCAACUGUCCUUGCAUAGAGGUUUGGAGGAUUUACCCAGACGUCGUGCUUCCAGCUCGUCCUUGCUAUCGCGCAUUCUGCUACGCUCUGGCAGCGUUAAAAUGGAUCCCAAUCAAGACUCUUUGUUGUCCGGUGACGAUAGUGGUGAUUAUAUACAAGCAAAAAUUGUUAAAACUAAAAAUAUACAAGACGUUACAGAAAUGCAAAAACUAUAGACUUUUUAAAGAACGUUUUUUUUUUGUUCUGCUGAACCGUCAUUUAUUAUACAAUAAGGCAAGCAGUCAUUAAAACAAAUUAUUUGUUGUUAUUCAUUUAAAAUAUGAACUGUUUCAUUUUUUUAUUAUCUUUUAUUAAUAUAUUAAAUAAAUUUUCCUUAUGUAUUUCUAUUCCUUUCGAAAAUUUCCUUAAUUAAUUGGAAACUAAUUUGUUAAUUUUAUGUUUUUGUUAAAUUUUUUUUUUGUUUUUUUUUUAAACAUACAAAUGCAUCAAAAGAUAUCUAAAACAACACUAAGCCAAUAAUUAACUGUGAAUAUAUUAAGAUUGAUUUAAAUUUAUUAUAUUGUAUUUUUGUGUAUAUUGUUGUAUUAACAACUAUAAAAUUUAGAAAAAAAAAACACUUUUGUAAAUGACCAGCAAUGUUUUUCCAGGCAUAUGCUCAAAAAAAGAAAAUACAAAGUACUAUAUUAUUGUUAUAAAUCAUAAAAAUAUUUUUUUAUACGAAUCCUUAAACAUAUAUAAACAAAAAAAAAAUAAAGACCCCAUAACCAGUAAAUUGUAAAAAGAUAAA